UAUUUAUCUACUAAAUUCCAACCUCCCAUCAUGUAGACUGAGAUAAAUAAAACUUUUUAAUAUAUCCUAUAUCAUAUAAUAUACAUCUUAUUACCAUAAUUCCAUUUUUGAGGGGGGAUAAUCCAUUUCGAGCGGUUUAUCUGGUUUUUUUUGUGAAGGGGUAGGCAUAAUUAUUAGCAUAAUAUUAAAGAGUUGAAAUAUGUCUUUGUUUUUGUACUCCACAGUAGCAUUAAAUAUAAUGUUGCAAAUUAUUGGCCUUAGUAUUGAGUAACUGAGCGUUUUUAAGGCAUGUUUUGCCAUGGACCUCAAACGGGCACCAAAAUAAGAGGGUACCAAUUCUUAAAAGGCUGGCAACACAUUUUCAAGCCUUCUAGCAGUGUGAGUGUCCAUGGGCAGCUAUAUUACUAAAUCAGGCUGUUGUCUAAUCGUGGUUAGUGGUCACAUGGGUGGUGAUGGCAGGAAGCGGAUGGCGAAGGAGCGCGGGUCGCCUGCGCACUCUACGCGUUCUGCUCAGAGACACGAACCGCGCCCUGCGAGAUGUGAGAGACGUGUUGAAUUGUGAUCCCGAUGUGUCAUCAACUGUAGAAGACAUAAAUGAACAAUGUUCCCGACCUACUGCGCUGGUUAUUCUGGGAACUAGUCCCGAUGCAAAGGCUCGUCUUGUGCACUGCAUUCUUGGAAGGCGGUUGCUGCCCGACCCACUUCCUAGAGGAUGCCGCUGGUUACGCAUUCAGUAUGGGUCGAGCACCCAAGUACACCUCACGCUAGGGACAAGUGAGUUCGAGCUGGUUGAAGAAUUGGAGUGCAAUCGACAGCCAUGGGACACUUUGCCUUUGCAGGAUAUACUUCGUCAAGACAGUAACGACCUCACAACGAUGCUUGAAAUCGAACUGAACAAUUCCUUCCUCAAAGAUGGUCUUCGAAUAAUCAUUCCGCCGGACCUUGAAACCGAUUCUGGCCAGACAUCCUUACACGGUCUAAAAGAGCUCUACUCAGAUUUUUAUCAAAAACGAGACAGCAUUUUACGGAAUUACUCCCCGAUAUAUCUCUACGCGCUGGACCGCUAUGGAAGGAAUAUCUUCAACGAACCAAUUAAUAAAAUGUCGGUUUCGAGAAGCGAUGAUGAUUUUUGGGCGACCUUUGAUUUGUAUAAUGUCACGAAAGUUGAUAUAGUCAAGAAAAUUUAUCCCGUUGUCUGGAAGGAGAGCUGUGAACCGGCGGUCUUCAGUGUAGAGAAUUGUCUGGAUCUCCAUCAAAUAAAGGAAAUUAAUUCCAGCUCUCAGGUCCUUUUCGUUCUUUUCUCGGACAGUCUGAGUGAGGACCGACGAAUGGAAGUGAAUGAAGCGACUGAGUCGACUGAAUCGCCGUAUAGGAGUGAAGAACUGCCCGAGUCUGACAGAGAUCUUUUAAAAGAUGGAAUUGCUGCCACAAAGUCCUUGGAUCGGAAAGCUUUAGAAAUCCGAUCUCAAGAGGAAAAGACAGCCUUCUUGAACGAGUUGCUUGAUCAGUGGGAAGUUGCUUCAAUCUCCGCAAAGCAUCGCGCAAAAUCUCAAUGGCUGAUUUUAGACGACUCAGAUAUUUUUAAGAACAUAGAUAAGACGGAUACACAGCGUAAGAGAGACCCAGUCGUACGUACAGUUAAAAGCAGAACUGUGUUGAUAAAUAAUGUGCUUAAGUUCGCGACUGAAUGUGUACAGAACUGCAUAUUGGAACACUUCUCGGUUCUAAGUGAGAUACAUGUAAAGGUACUUCAAGAGUUGAUAUUGUCUUCGUUUGAUCUGGCGAGAGAGUUACAGGUGGUGCCUAAAAAGAUACAGUAUGUUGCCAAACAGGAACAGUAUUUGUAUGAAACUAUAAAUGCUAAGUUCUCGGAGGGUGACAAGAAACAGGAAUUGGUGCAGAUAAUGCAAGAAGUAUUACAGGAGAUGAAAUAUGAAAUACACAAUAUGGAUUGGAGCGUUGAUGAUCUCCCGUGUCAUCAAGACAGGCAAUUCAUGAUCUCGAAUUCAAUUUUCUACACACCCAGAAAGUCUCCGAAUAAAGCAAUACGACUGAGCCAAAUCAAUCGGCCACAAAGUAGUACUAGAAAUGAAAACGAUUUGGAUGAGGCAGAUUCGUGCCAUUUGGUGGACAAUGAGGAAGACAAUGUGAGUUUGUCGGAUGGUGAAGAAGCGCUGUCGUACGAUAGUUUUAACAUCGAUGAUUAUGAUGUUGUGAUGUCUAAUGAGGAAAGCUUUGGAGCUAGUCAGAGUUAUAUAGAUUAUUUUAAGAGUACAAGACAGCCUCUCAGCGGUACAAUCCCAAUAGCGAACGAAACUGAGUCGCUCCCCCUUUCUCCAAGUUUUAGUGGUCGAAGCACGGUAUCCACUUGCUCAAACACUACCUUAUCCACCAAGCAGGCUUCGCUUGACGUGCAAAGGACAGUCCUGUCCAAACUAAGUCACAAGAUAAGUGUGAAGCUAGUCAAGUUUGUAGAUUGCCUCAAAGACACUUACUUUGGUACUUUACAGAGGUGUCUAGAAUCGUUGGAGUUGUGUUGCCGAGAAGAGCUAGGCGGUCGUCCGGCGAGUGAAGCGAUGCGGCAAGUGGUUUCUGCGGCGGAUCGGAUCGACUUGCAGCCUUGCGCAUCCUUCUCCCUACUGAGGAGCUUAUUAGACUCCAUUAGAAGACUGUUCUAUAGAUUGCGAGUAGUGACUGGCGAAGCCGAAUCGGCGUGCUGUGCACUAAGUCCAAUUUGGCGACGGCAGGUGGCGCUACACACACUCGCGUCCCUCUCCACGCAUAAGCUCGCUCGCCUCAUCUCCGAACAGAUCGUGGAGCGUCUGAGCGUCGCUCAUGGGCGAUACCAAGCGGCGCUGACGUCACUGGACACGGCGCUUACUGCUCGUCUGCAUAAUACUGAAGACGUCAAACUCACCAUUAGAAAGAAGUACGCUCCGCUCUUCGCCCGGUUGUGUCUAGAGAGUACAUCAAUGUGUGAUCUUCUGAUGUACGGCGUACCGGACCUUGGCCGAGAAAUCGGUCGAGGGCAGUACGGUGUGGUAUACGCAGUGCGUGGUUCAUGGGCGGGAACGACGCCUGUGGCUGCUAAGUCUGUAUUGCCUGCUGACGAUAGACACUACCACGAGCUAGCUAUGGAGUUUUUCUAUACCAGGAGUAUUCCGUCCCACCCGCGUAUCGUCCGCCUACUCGGGUCCUUGGUACAGCGUGGCGGUGGCGGAUGUGUUAGCGUCACAUUGGUCUCAGAGAGAUGGGCUCGCGAUCUUCACACUGCCGUAAGAGCUGGACUCAGUUUUGCCCAAAGGAUGAGAGUCAGCUGUGAUAUUGUUGAAGGCAUCCGACAUCUUCACUCCCUAGGCCUAGUCCAUCGAGAUAUUAAACUCAAGAAUGUCCUCUUGAACAACGAGAAUAGAGCUGCAUUAUCUGAUCUGGGCUUCUGUGCCGCUGGAGCGCUGGUAUCGGGGUCUUUGGUAGGAACACCUGUACAUAUGGCACCAGAACUGCUGGCCGGAAGAUAUCAGAGUGCGGUCGAUGUGUAUGCAUUUGGGAUACUCUUCUGGUAUCUCUGUGCGGGAAGUAUCCGCUUGCCAGCUGCUUUUGAGACUUUCCAGAACAAGGAACAGCUCUGGAGUAAGGUAAAACGAGGUCUUCGACCGGAACGCUUGCCCCAGUUUUCAGACGAGUGUUGGGACAUAAUGCAGUCCUGUUGGGCCACAGAGCCUUGCCAAAGAGCCUUAUUGGGGGAUAUCCAACCGCGGCUUGAGGCAGUAUUACGCGCUGCUCUUAUCGAAGAUGAACCCGGACCUAUAUUCACACAGCGGAACAGUCUUUCCGAAGAUGACAGUCUUAAUAUGACAGGUCUGGAUGAUUGACGGCCUUUGUUGUUUGUGACAAAAUUUUUGAACUGUUGGCAAAAUAUGAAAAAAAUACAUUUCAAUUUAAAAAAAAUGACAAAUGAUAUUGGCCUUAAAUGUGGAUUUAAGAGCGUUACCAUGGUUACGAUGUAUAAAUACAGUUCCCACAUAAAAAAGAUUGAAUCCAUGUUUUAUAAGGAAAUUGAUAUAGAUUUUUAUCGAAAUUGCGUUUUGUUUAUAAGCACUCAAUCUAUGAUUGCUUUUUUUUAAAUAUAUGGCACUUAACAGUUAUAAGAAAGCGAUGGAUCGUCGCGUUUGCAAAACGCGACACGAUUGUAUUAUUUUCUUUUUAUUCAGUGUUUGAUACCGCAUCUGUAAGUUCAAUUCCAUAAGCCUCCUAUUACGCCAUCAUUGCCCAAUAAACUUAGCAACACCUAUUCUCUAUAAUAAGAGAUAAAAAUAUUCGUAAAUUUUCUCCCAAAAUUUUGUAUUGAAUUUUUCACAACAAUUUACGAAUAAAAUUAUUGUUUGCGUAACAAAAGCACUACGAUAAGUAUAAUAAGUGAUAGAUUUUCUAUCGCUUGUAUCAGUUAAAAGUAUGUAGUAUUAAAAAAUAUGAAGUAAGGCUGAUAAGGGUGAAUCUAACUGUCAGGGAUAACGCAAUCAAAGUUAUGAAUACUGUAAAAUCUGUUUGAAUCGUUUUAUACACAAUCAGUUAAUAUUACCACAAACAAAGAUUAUUCUAUAAUCUAUACAAACGUGUGAUACUAAUUAGGUCAUUAUCGGGGGCUAAAGUCUGGACUCACCCGUAAGUCACGUCAGUCUAGUUAACACUUAAGUAUUUGUUUUAAGAACAUCACACUCCCGUACUGCUUCCGCUUGCAUCCAUUGAGUUCUCACACUCAGCUGUUGACUCUUUUACCGAACGACUCGUAAUAGAAUAUAACAGUGAGACAUGCACUGGUAGCACAUAUUUACGGGUGAGUGGAAGUAAUAAAAAUGUCAAGUUUUAUAGUAACGUGUCAAUAAAAACUUUCGGUAUAUCCUUAGAUUAAAAUGUUUCAGUGGUGCUAAAUUAAAAAUGAUAAUGAAAUUAUUCUAAAUGAAUACAUUAGUCUUAAGUGCUUCUUCUGAGGUCUCAGGAAAGAUCUGAAUAUAUGUAUGUUUUAAUAUACGCUUCUUGCUUAUAUAUAUUAGUAUAGCGCAAUUAUAAACGGUAUUAAAACAUGUUUUAAUAUAUAUAGAGGUCACGUAUUAUAUAUUAUUAUUACAUUAAAGGUUCCUUUAUAUAUACAGUCAUUGAGCAUGACACGUGCCGUGUCGCAAUCAACCGUGACGGUUAUACCGUGUCAAACAUUAAGCCACAUUAUCACAGUCACUAUGGCCGCGCAGAAAUGUUCCAUUAACAAUACCUUCCAAAUUAGGCACGCACAGACAAAUACUGGCCAGAUACGGCCUCUGAUUGGUGGCCUUACGUUUGUAAACAAACGUUUAUACAGAUUAGAUGAAAAUUAUUUUGUCUGCUACCUCAUAUCUGGCACGUUCGAUGUUUAAACGAACUAUUAAACGUUACUGUAAAAUUAUAAAUACACAACAUUCGAGCUAAACUAAGACUGACCGUUAAGCAUAAAUUAAAAAUAUUCGCAUUUUCAAUUUGGUUUUAUGAAAUUAAGGAAAUCACCCUAUUGAACAAUGAAAUUUGAUCAAGUGAUCUCGUAAUUGAUUUUUAUAUGCAUUUUAUUAUAUUGUUGGCUUUAUUUGUGUUAUGUAGUCUAUAGUUUCGGCGAAAAGAUAAUGUUAGAAGGGAUUCGAAUAUUGUACUAAAGUGUCGCUAUUUCGACCACCACUUCACGCUUCAACACAUUUGCGAUAUCUAUAGAUAAUGAUUGUUAAUUCACACAGCACAAGUCUUCCAUCCUUAUAUAUUCAGUGUCAGUCUAAUAAAGUUAUGUUUCCGCCAUAUUGAUAAUAUAAAAGUAUUUUCAAACGAUGGAACUAUUCGCUACUUAUGUUUUCUAUGUUGAAAUAUUAUAGAUGUUUGAACAAAUUUAAGGUUCAAAUGUUGUUUUAUUUUUGUUCUGUAAGCAAUAAUUAAAUGCUAUUUAUCAUAAUAAAAUAUUUUUCAGAUU
Pieris brassicae (large cabbage white) is the source of this 5983-nucleotide messenger RNA. Its product is annotated as dual serine/threonine and tyrosine protein kinase-like. The transcript has 22 exons. The coding region runs from base 453 to 3872 and encodes 1139 amino acids. Gene Ontology annotation, molecular function: ATP binding; protein kinase activity. Lineage: Eukaryota; Metazoa; Arthropoda; Insecta; Lepidoptera; Pieridae. The record is from RefSeq and is a predicted model, not a curated record. Gene Ontology annotation, biological process: protein phosphorylation.